AUGCCGAGGAUCUUAGCUUGCCAGUCGCAUGUUGUACAUGGAUAUGUAGGCAAUAAGGCAGCCACAUUCCCGCUACAAUGUGUUGGAUGGGAUGUGGACUGUGUUAACAGUGUACAGUUUUCAAACCAUACUGGAUAUGGAAUUGGAAGGGUGUUUGGGUCGAGGGCCAAUGCCGAACAAUUGGAGCAGGUAUUCGAAGGUGUCAUGAAACUCUCAGAUGAUUACAAUGCGUUGCUGUCCGGGUAUAUGCCCAAUAGCAGCACUUUGACAUGUAUGGCAAGAUUUUACGAGCAGCUUAAAAAGAGGGACAGGAAUUUGCUAUGGUUGCUAGAUCCAGUCAUGGGUGAUGAAGGCGAGUUAUACGUUGAUAAAGACGUGAUACCGGAAUACAAGGCGGUUAUUCGCUCUGGGCUGGUCGAUAUCAUCACUCCAAAUCAGUUUGAAUUGGAACUUUUAUAUGGGAAGCCAAUUGAGACCCGAUCGGACUUGUACACCGCUAUUAAAGAACUUCAUGAGUACGUUCCAGUGAUUGUGGUUUCUUCGUGUGCGCAGUCUCUUUUCAACGACCCUACACAUAUCUACUCCGUGUCUUCGCUACGAGAUAUGCCACGGCCAUAUGUGUACCGCGUUCCAGUUAUCGAGUCGUAUUUUACUGGGGUUGGUGACUUGUUCAGUGCGAUGCUCUUGCACCGACUCUACUACAUGUUCCAAAGUGGGAAAAUUGAUCAAUUCCACACUGAAACCAACAUCGUGCUCAACAUCAUGCACAAGGUGUUGGAAAUAACUAAAAAACACGCCAAAAAUAUAAAAGGUUGCAUCGGAGAUCCAAACUCCAUGAAAGAAAUGGAACUACGUGUCAUUGAAAGCAUUGAUUGCUAUGAUUGCAAUACUAUAGAUAGAGAUUUUUACUUCGACUACAAUUGGGAAGAAGAAGAAGCGCACGGUCAAAACUAA
Messenger RNA from Kluyveromyces marxianus DMKU3-1042, 954 nucleotides. It is a transcript of the gene BUD16, whose product is annotated as putative pyridoxal kinase BUD16. The record is from RefSeq and is a predicted model, not a curated record. The transcript has a single exon. Gene Ontology annotation, cellular component: cytosol. Gene Ontology annotation, molecular function: pyridoxal kinase activity. NCBI's taxonomy places the organism in Eukaryota, Fungi, Ascomycota, Saccharomycetes, Saccharomycetales, Saccharomycetaceae. Gene Ontology annotation, biological process: pyridoxal 5'-phosphate salvage. The coding region runs from base 1 to 954 and encodes 317 amino acids.